CGCCGACAAGCCCACGCGCAUGCGAAACCGACCUUCGCGACGGAUUCGCAAUAUCGAAAAUAUAUCCCAUAUUCUAACUAAACACUUUAAAACCACAUCGUCCUAUAAAUAACGUUAAGAUCCCUGCUACAGUGCUUCGAGAGUUCUUGCAAAAUCUGUGCAAUGUUGUAUUAUAAAUAUUAUUUUAAUGGACUAUUAUAGCUUAGAACUGAAUAAGCAGAAUAAGGAGAGUCGAGCGCUAACCGGGCGUCUGGUAGUGUUUUGAAAAGUUACGAGAACAUUGUCACGUUCUAUUGAAAUGAAGGCUUAGUUCGUCUAGUGAAAUAAAGUGUGUUUACAGUAAUGACUGCUAAAUGAAGAAAGCUUUGAGUAUAAUGUGUUCGGACAAUGAGUGAGCUGUGUCCGGGUUGUAGUCGAAAACACUCUCGGUAAACGUUUCACAGUUUCACCAGUGCUCGUAGGUUUGUGGGAUAUUGUGGAGGAAGAUGUUCCACAACGGACGGCUGCCUAGCAACCACAGCAGCACUUCCACCUCCUCGGGAAGCUCUGAUUUACAGGUGUCUGGCGCCGUGCAGCUCUCCGACCCCAACACUGCGCAGCUGCUGGAACAUCUGCAGAAUGCCGAUCGCGCGAGAUUUUCUGAUACGAGUUGGCAGAUCCACCGCAGUUGGACGCGCAACGGCGACCCCCUCCCGCUGUCGCUACCGCCCACGCGGUCAAACGACGUUCCUCUCCCCGCUGCCACUGCAGCCUCACCUCAACACUCCGACCAGAAUGGAAUCUAUGACACUAUCAGGACGCGGGCUGUUAGCGCACCGGCCACUCCUGCAGCUUUAACCUUCUCGCGAGAACAGAAUGGAGGUCGUUCCGCGAGCUACACCGCAGGCGCUGCCCUCUCCCGGUUGGACCUGUGCUACGUGGCCGAGCGAAUGCUGGCCCUCCACCUGCCCGACAGAGACGCGCAGGCAGAGGCGCAGGCGGCUCACAUGCUCACCAACAAACAUGGAGAUCACUUCAUGAUAUUCGAAGUGAGCAGCGGCGACGGUGUCGAGGGCCGGGCGAGGACGGUGUUCGGGCACGCGCGACCGCUGGGCUGGGCCGGCGAGCUGGCGCCGCCGCUGGAGAGACUGUGCGCAGCCUGCAAACACAUCGAGAGCUGGCUCGCUAAACAUCCCAAGAAUGUCGCUGUUCUGCUAGCAUGGGGCAACCGCGAAGGCUUAGGAGUGUUGGUGGCAGCGUACAUGCACUACUCAGCGAUAUGCGGAGCUCCAGAGCAUGCCCUCGACCGGUAUGCCAUGCGCCGGUAUCUGGACGACAGGGUGCCCGUUUUCCAUCUGCCUUCCAAUAAACGGUACAUCGACACCUUCGCGGGCCUGCUGGCGGGCCAGAUCCGCGUGAACGCGGCGCCGCUGCACCUGACGCACGUGAGCGUGGCCGGCGCGCUGGCCUCGCCCGCCGCGCCCGCCAUCGCUUUCCUCAAGAUCUACGAGAACUUUGUCUGUGUCCACACUUCCGGGUUGUACCUGGUGAGCGGCGGCGGAUGGACGGUGGGCGUGGGGCGGCUGGCGCUGCGCGGCGACGUGGUGGUGCGCGCGUACCGCCGCGUCGCGCACGCGCGCGCGUCGCGCCAGCUGGCCUUCGCCUGCCAGUUCCACACCUGCGCCGUCGCCGACCACACGCUCUCCUUCACCAAGCAGCAGCUCGACCACGCCGCACAUGAUCCUUCGUUCCCGAGCGACGGCGCGGUGGAGCUAGUGUUCGCCCGCGGGGAGGGCAGCAGCGGAGCGCCGCCCGCGCCCACGCCCGCGGCGCCUCUGCGAGCCGCGCCCGACGCGCUGGCGCGGGCUGACUCGCUCGACCAUCUGCGGCCGCUGUCCUCGCUCACCGACGACGACAAUGGUGACAACAACGGCAGCGCGGAGGGAUCGGGAUCGAGUGGCGAGCCAGCCGAAGCCAGCGAGGGUGGCGAGGCGGCACACACGUUCGGCCCUCUAGACGGGUCGAUCUACGCGACCGUAGUGCGCGCGGGCGGCGGACCCGGGUCCCCGCUCAGCGCGUCCAUGGACUCCGGCAUCUCAUCUGCGGGCCGGCGCGCCGCCCCCAGCCCGCCGGACGAGCUGGACGCGCUGCUGGGCGACAUGCUGCGCACGGUGAGCGCGCUGCCCGACCCGCCGCCGCAGUCGUCCGCCGACCCCGGCCCCGACAUACCGUACCACGCGCGCGCCGACUCCGCGCCAUUCACCUACGGAGCGCCCGGCCUGCGCCCCGGCAUGCUGCGCGCGCCCAACCGCCUCGCCAGCCCGGAGCUGGUGCGGCGGGCUCUGGGUGGUGACAGAAACUAUCGCCCUAUCGAGGAUGACGACGACGAGCGCACUGUAACCCCUGAACCUUCAUCCCCUCGGACUCCUUUGUCACCGCGCGCUAUCCGGAAGCUGACCCAUGAAGAUGUCACCGUGACAACUAAUACCACGCAGCCUUCAUCUUCACCUCAGCGUAAUGGAAGAUGGUUAAACGGUGACACUGAAUGGAUAGAUAGGCCACCAAGUAGCGCGCGGAAAACUCCUGAAAACACGAAUUGGCGGUCAGCGAGCACAUUGGGCUGGCACGAGUCCAGCCGACUGAGAGAACCUCGUAGAUCUGAGAGCGGUGUUGAUGGGAACUCAGGACUGACAUGGCUGCAGCGACAGCAGCAGAAGUUGCGGGAGAGGAAAGAAGCGCGGGAAAGAGUCGCUCGACUGCCGCUCGAGUGGGACGCGUCUUCCCGUCACGUGAGAAGAUCGGCUAGCCAUCGUGUGGAUGGUUACACCAGUGACACGACGGCUUUCGCCGACGACGACGAUGACUUCAGCGUACCUCUCCACGUCAGCACCCGCCGCACCGCACUGCGGAACGAUAGCCUCAGUCCGCAAGCGCCAGACAGAAGCUCAUCCAAAAAGUUCAUGUACGAGAAGAUGACGAUGCGAGAGUGGAGCACGAGCAGCACGCCCAACAGCACGCCGGUGCCGGGUCUGCUGUCACUAGCCGACCCACUCAAUAACGAAUCUAUUAUCCGAGAGCGAACAGAAAGCUGGUCCCGGCAGUCGUCGCGCGCGGGCACCCCUCUGUUCCCGACGCACCCGCGAACUCCUUACCCACCCACACCCACGCCCACCCUCAGCGCGCGCCCACCUCGCUCGCCGCCGGUUACAAGAAAAGAGCGCGAAAGUAGUCCAGAAUCGGAGUACCGCACGUACAACGGGUCGCGGCGCUCCAGCUUCGGCACGAACGCGGAGCCGCAGCACGUGGCCCCCGACCGCGUGCGGUUCGCCAGGGACACCAGCCAUUACUGGUACAAGCCCAACAUUUCCAGAGAUGAUGCGGUUGCAGCGCUGCAACCUCUAGAAGAAGGCUCCUUCAUCGUCCGCGACUCGAACUCAUUCCCGGGCGCGUUCGGUCUGGCGGUGCGUGCGGGGGCCGCGGGGGGCGUGCGCCACUUCCUGGUGGAGCCCGCCGCCCGGGGCGUGCGUUUGCGGGGGUGCCCCGACGAACCCGUGUUCACCUCGCUCUCGGCCCUGGUCUACCAGCAUACAGUCACGCCGCUCGCGUUACCAGUGCCUUUGAAGCUGCCCGAUAGGGACCCGUGGACGGGCGGCGCAGCAAGCGCGGCGGCGCGCGCGCUGCUGGCGACGGGCGCGGCGUGCCAGGUGCUGCUGCUGGGCUCCGACAACACGGAGGCGCUCACCGGGCCCGCCGCCGUGCGCCGCGCCGUCACCAACCUGCUGGUCAAGAAGGGCCCAGCGUAUGUAGUGAACUUCAAAGUAUUCGGCGGCGGUAUAACACUGACGGACGCCGCAAGGAAACUAUUCUUCAGGAGACACUACCCGGCCGCGGGCGUGUCGUACGCGGGGCUGGACCCCGACUCGCGCCGGUACUCGCACAAUGACAACGGCAAGCUGACUGACAAAAACAUCUUCGCGUUCGUGGCGCGCGUGUCGGCGGGCGCGGACAACCAGUGCCACGUGUUCGCGGAGCUCGAGCUCGAGCAGCCCGCCACCGCCAUCGUCAACUUCGUCAACAAGGCUCUACUUGGCAAUUCGCAAAAAAAGGAUAUAAUAUAAAGUGGCUACAUUUCCAAAAUACAUAAAAUAAUUUUAUGGGAAAUAUCGCUUUCGAUGAAAAUACUAUGUAGGGGGAAUACUCAUGAAAUGUGUGAGACACGUGACUUAUUUAAUAUUAUUUAACAUUGGGUGGUUCAAAACUUAUAAUUCAAAAUCAAUUACUUGAGAAAGUUUAAUCUUUUAAAUUGAACUUGGUCAAAUGAACAAUUACAAUUUUAUUUUUCAAAGAUUUCUUUACCCAAUACGCUUCAUUUUCACCAAGUACAAUUAAUCGUGUGUUAAGUUUAUGUUAAAUAAAAUAAUAUAAAUAUACAUUAAUAUUUAGGGUAAGGAAGAACUAACUAGUCUCAUAUUAAUUUAAUAUAGAGUAGCGAAAACAUGCGUGCCUAAUUUUAUAGCGACACCAGUAAGGAAAACAUUCUAACUACUUACCAAUCUCCAGUUACAGCAUUUCAGUGAAGCUUAGGCUUAAGUGAAUAUUUGUAGAUUAAUUUUAUAGAGCAUUAUGUCUACAAGUACAACGAAUAAAAUAAGAAGUAGGUAUACUUACAGCAUUUUCUCUCAAGCCAUUAAAGUGCUUCAAAAUAUUAUGAUGUGAAAAUCUAUUUUUCACACUAUUUUUCAGCAUACCAAAACUAGUUUUAUGCACAUUUGUAAAAAUAGCUUUAUCUCACAAAGAGUGAAAAUCAAAAGAAUUAUUGACAUGUUAAAUAGAACUACAAUAUGCGACUAUAAUUAAUGUCUGAUAAAUCGCAUUUCUAUAAAUUAACAUGUUGCAUAGUUGCUUUAUUGAAGUUGUAUAAUGUUAUAUUUUAAUAUACCUGGGUACAUCGACGGAGAAGUGUGAAAUAGAUGUUAAGUGGGAGUCUGUGUUGGUGUAUGUAAUGAGGUUAACGGUUCAAAUGAAGCCAUAAAUAUAUGCCUUAAACGUGAUCUAAAUAUAAAUAUAUUUUAUUGUUUACAAAAUCCAGUUCAAUAUUAUUUUAAAGUAUAACAUGUUUAUUGUAAUAACUGUUUUAAAAUGUAUUUAUUGAAUAAAUUACAUUCAACAAAAA
This is a messenger RNA of Plodia interpunctella (Indianmeal moth), 5152 nucleotides long. RefSeq names its product blistery (gene by). The record is from RefSeq and is a predicted model, not a curated record. Gene Ontology annotation, molecular function: protein binding. Bases 486 to 4097 code for a protein of 1203 amino acids. The transcript has 22 exons. NCBI's taxonomy places the organism in Eukaryota, Metazoa, Arthropoda, Insecta, Lepidoptera, Pyralidae. Gene Ontology annotation, cellular component: focal adhesion.